UCGCGGGCAUCGGGAAAACGCAGGAUAAAACAGAGAAGGCGGAGUGUUGUUAUCAUUAGCCUCAUAACGGAAAUAACGAUAUAAAGCCAGCGUUAAAUCACACAACUAACUGGUAACAGCAACUCCCACAUUAACGGGACUCCAAAGUGACCUGCUAAAAAAUGUUCGGUUCUUCGAGAUCUGGAGGGGUCCGAGGAGGCCAGGACCAAUUCAACUGGGACGACGUAAAGGUCGAUAAACACAGAGAGAAUUAUCUCGGGAAUUCUCUGAUGGCGCCAGUAGGGCGAUGGCAAAAAGGCAAGGAUCUGUCAUGGUACUCCAGAGAUAAGAAAAGUGGUGCACCUUUGACCAAAGAGGAGGAAAUUGCUGCUAUCAAAGCCGCAGAGCACGAGGCGCUGAUGGCUGCCCUAGGACACAGGAAUGUAAAGAGGCAACCGACUGGCCUGACCAAAGAGGACCUUGCAGAUGUUUGCAGGAGGGAAGAGGUUGAUGGUGAGGAGAGAGAUGUGGACCGUAUCUCAGGCUUGGGAAGCUCAAGUGCAGGGUCGAGGAAAAUGGUGCUCUCCCAAAAGGAAAAGGAGGCAGCUAAAUUAGGCUUGCCUGUUUUUACAAAUUCAACAGUUUCCUUGAUCAAAUCCACAUCUCUACAGCACCACAAAACGGAAGGUUGUGCAGAAACAACGAUAUCGAAGACAUCUCAGAGUGAAGAGAAGGCGGAUGUGGAGCAACGGGACGAGAGCAAAAAGAAAAAGAAAGAGAAAAAAAGCAAAAAGAAGAAGGAAAAAAAGAAGAAACGGCAAAGAAGAGACUCGUCCUCUUCGGACUCCGAUAACAGAAAAAGGCAGAGAAAGGACCACCAUCAUCAUAAUCCAUCAUACCACAGUCAGAGUGGAGCCAGACCCCAUGACAGCCAUUCAAGUGGGGGAGCAAAGGCCGAGCGACAGCCCUCCCACCCCCGCCAUCGACGGCAGCGGCAUGACACAGACUCCUCUGAUGGGGGGUCUCCUGUCCCCCGUAACCCUGUCAGCCACAAGACGGCCCCUGCUGGCGGCGCACAAAGCCACAGGCGGCGCCACGACACAGACUCGGACCACUGAUGUCCUUCCCACCCCCUCAAUUCCAAGACUCGUAACACGGACGGAAAGCUCUGCCGACCCCCCCCCCCCCCC
Molecule: messenger RNA, 1169 nt
Organism: Pungitius pungitius (ninespine stickleback)
Lineage: Eukaryota; Metazoa; Chordata; Actinopteri; Perciformes; Gasterosteidae
Gene: c15h1orf35
Product: chromosome 15 C1orf35 homolog
Exons: 9
Coding region: 162-1097 (311 amino acids)
Source: RefSeq, a predicted model, not a curated record